AUGGCACUAUUGUCAACCUCUGUACAUGUCGAUGCGACUCUGGUCGAACUGAUCCUGGCGGUCGUUCUGUUCUCGCUCUCUGCUGGUGUAGCGCACCAAAGUGUGAUGAGCUAUCGAGCCAGCCAUGCCGCAUCACUCGACCACCAUGUGAUUCGAUCUUUUGUCUCCGCCACAAUGACCUCCGCGGUAUUUCUUUUCGAGUCGUCGUCAUUGCAGGCAGAGACCAAGCCGCGGAGUAUUCAAGGACCUCGUUGGCUUGCUUUCAUACCCAGUUGGAUUGCACUCCUCAGUUCCUGCGUGUCGAUGUUCCCUUUGUUCAGCCAAGCCAGCACCAUUCUUUUUGCCGGCGGAGACUCUUCUCGACCGAGUUCCAAGGCCAUGGUCGAAAACCUCUGGAAGUUCUUCUUCGGCGUCACUGGAGAUGUGUUGCAAAAGGUGCUCAUUGGUUCAUUAGUCCUUCGCUUCGGACUCCUCUGUCUCAUGGGCAUGCUCUCUGUCGUCAUCCUAUCAGAGAUCCUGGAUCCCACACUCCUGCACCUUCCCGCAAGUCUAUUGAAGGACCACAUGGCGUCGCCUUCCAAGAUGAAUGUGGAAUUCGCAGCAAUGGAUUCUUCGCCUGACACCAAGGAUAAUGGCGACAAGGACAGCGCGGAAAAGACAGGAAAGCAUGGAUUCAAGUCGAUUCUGCGCAAGGUCGUAUUCUCGCUCAGGAUGUCCUAUCCAAGCGGGAAGCGGUGGCUCGAGGUCCUUUACUUUGUCAAGUUCGGAAUUAUGAUCCUUGAGCGUGCUAUCGUCUUCUAUGCGCCAAUGCAGACGGAGCGAAUCAUCCGCUCGUUCAGCCAGACUGGUCAAGCUACCGACGGAUCUCCUGUUUUGUCGAAAUUUGAUAUGGCAAGCAUUGUUUCUUACGUCGUCUACGACUACCUGAAGCGGUACUCUAAUGUCCUCACUGCCAUCACCGCCGUUGUAACCUCGCCCGUCGACGACUAUGCCCGCAACUCGAUGGCUCUCCGGUUCUUCGAACACGUCCACGGCUUAUCAAUGGAAUAUCAUCUCAACGCAAAGUCUGGGGAAACCAUGCCGGUUCUCCGCAGCGGCGAGGAUUCAGUCAUCUACAUCACCGACACGCUUUUAUACCAAAUCCUCCCCUCAACACUUGAUGUGAUCUUGUCGCUUGCCUAUUUCUGGUUCGCCUGGGGGUGGAAGUAUGGUCUGGUGAUCGUCGUCAACGUUGCGAUCUACAUGGUCAUAAACAAGUAUGUCACCCGCCGCAGGAUCGAUACUUGGAACGACUUUUCGGUCAAUUCGUCCAAAGCCUCCUCGCGUGCUACUGACUCGCUGCAGAACUUUGAGACGGUCAAGCAUUUUACCAACGAGACGUUUGAGGUUGAUCGGUACCGUGUGGGACUGGCCGGGUACAGUAAGAAGAGUCUGCGAGCGACGAUUGAGGAUAGUCUGUUGAUGAUGCCGAGGGGUUUGAUCUGGAGCUGGAAUUUGUUUAUUGGAUGUGCGCUUUGUGCGACUGAGAUUGCGCAGGGGAAACGCGACGCGAGCAGCUUCAUGACUUUUAUUGAUACUUUUGGCUGGGUGUUCAGUUCGAUCGAACGCGAGUUCAAUUGCGUCGAGAAGCUUUUUAACAUUCUUGAGGCAGAGCCGACUGUCAAGGACAUUCCCAACGCCCCACCACUCGUCUCAAAGAACGGUGAUAUUGAGUUUGAAGACGUCGGUUUCCAGUACAGCCCUGACAAGAAGGGUAUCUCUAACAUCUCCUUCAAGGUACCUCAAGGCUCAACCGUCGGUAUUGUCGGACCCACAGGCAGCGGCAAGUCCACUCUCCUCAAACUCAUGUUUCGCCUUUGGGACCCAACCUCUGGUCGGAUCCUGAUCGAUGGUCAAGACAUCUCCAAGGUUACGCAGACCAGCGUCCGCCAACAGAUCGGUGUCGUCCCUCAAGACACUACCCUGCUGGACGAGUCUAUCCUGUAUAACAUCGGGUACGCCCGUCCCUCCGCGACAAGAGCUGAAAUUGAGGAUGCCGCCAAGGCUGCUCAUAUCCACGACAACAUCAUGACCUUCGAGAACGGUUACGACACCUCUGUCGGAGAACGCGGCGCCAAGCUGUCAGGCGGCGAACGUCAGAGAAUCGGGAUUGCGAGAGUGGUUCUGAAGCGACCGUCGAUAAUUCUUCUAGAUGAGGCGACUUCAGCCCUCGACAGUGCAACCGAGAGCGAUAUUCAAAAAGCCCUGAACGCUGUGACGGAAAAUCGGACGACGUUUGUGGUGGCCCAUCGCCUGAGCACCGUUAUGCACGCCGACUUGAUCUUGUGCAUCAAGGACGGGAGAAUUGUCGAGCGGGGUACCCAUGAGGAGCUGAUUCAGAGGGCAGUCGAGAAUGGUGGCAAGGGCGAGUACUACAAAAUGUGGAGGAUCCAGUCAGGCGAGAAUGUAAGCUCCAGCUCCUCUUCUGUUGGUGGCGACGAGCGCGACUCGGUCCUAGCGAUGACGCCCAAUGUCCUUUCCAAGGUCGAUCCAGAUGUGCCUACAACUCCCAAGAAGUCAGCGGAAGAAGCCAUAAAGGUUGAAGAAUAA
Linnemannia hyalina is the source of this 2589-nucleotide messenger RNA. The record is from the annotation of a GenBank genome assembly. NCBI's taxonomy places the organism in Eukaryota, Fungi, Mortierellomycota, Mortierellomycetes, Mortierellales, Mortierellaceae.